Capsaspora owczarzaki ATCC 30864 is the source of this 5117-nucleotide messenger RNA. RefSeq lists its product as hypothetical. The record is from RefSeq and is a predicted model, not a curated record. Gene Ontology annotation, molecular function: calcium ion binding; G protein-coupled receptor activity. Gene Ontology annotation, biological process: cell communication; negative regulation of adenylate cyclase activity. NCBI's taxonomy places the organism in Eukaryota, Filasterea, Ministeriida, Capsasporidae. The transcript is spliced from 3 exons. The coding region runs from base 47 to 4819 and encodes 1590 amino acids. Gene Ontology annotation, cellular component: membrane.
AAUUUUUUUGUGUUUUUUUUUUAGCGAUCAUUGAAAAUCGGGAGAAAUGGCCAAGUUGCUGCUGGCAGCGGCCAUCCUCGUUCUCAUUGCGAGCUCUGCGCACGCCGUCCAGUACCGUGCAACGUGCUUUGCGCGCGCAUUGUACUUUACCCAAAACUCUGGUUGCGGUGAUGGAACCUGCGACCCGUACUGCACUGGAUGGGUGAAAUUUGCGCCAAAUGGCAACGCCAACUGGAAUGCGGGUGAACAAGAAUCCCACAACCCUCGUUGGAACAUUGACAUCAACUAUGGCGCUGUGAGCAACUGGGCAGGGACGGUGCAAUGGUAUGUCGACUGCGACGACAACGAUCCUUGGCCCAAUCCCGACGAUGACAUGGGAUGGAGGACGUUCGAUCCCAUCACCCUGAACGGCAAUGAAGAGCAAGGCAGCUUGGCGGCCAGUCCUUGGCAAGGUGUCAACCUUGGUGGCACGACUGGUGGCGAGUUCAACAUUCCUGCAGUCUACGUCUACCAUCGCGCCAUGUGCGACCAAUACUGGUACGGUGCUCGUUGCGGCGAGUACUGCAGAGUCAGCGAUCCUCCGGCGUGCACCGCUUGCAAUCCCUCGUCAGGCGUGUGCACUUGCGCCGUUGGUUACCAGGACAAGGACUGCGGCACUUGCCAGUCAAACUACUGGCCAGUUGGCACGUCGGGACAAGCCGGCUUCCAAUGCGUGUACUGUGUGGAUACGAACACUGCCUCUGCGUGCUACACGUGCCAAACGGGUGGCGUCAAGAGCUGCUGCACUGGCUGGAAGAGCACCAAUUGCGACGUCAAGAAGAACUGCAACUCGUUCGUCGCGCCUCCUGCCAACUCUGUGGCCGUCGCCAGCACCUGUCUCUGCACAACAUACGGCUGCACCUGUCAGUAUUCGUGCAAGUCUGGCUUUUCUGGUGGCUCUGCUACCACGACGUGCCAAAACGACGAAACCUGGCGCUGGAGCUCGACGCUCACGUGCAACGACAUUGACGAAUGCGCUCCCGGCGGCGGCAACCAGUGCGCCCAGACCUGCUCCAACACUAUCGGUGACUAUUCCUGCUCUUGCCUUGCUGGCUACAGCAUCAGCAACGCUGGUCGCGGUCCGAACGGCUGCACGGACAUUAACGAGUGCUCGACAAACAAUGGCGGUUGUGGCCAGAAUUGCAACAAUACGCCUGGAUCGUACUACUGCACGUGCCAGCCUGGCUGGCGUCUUCAACCAGACGGCAAAACCUGCCUGGAGAUUGACGAAUGCCAAGAAGGCUUGGACAACUGCGACGGCAAUGCCACCUGCACCAACAACAUUGGCAGCUUUGAGUGCGCGUGCUUUUCCGGAUUCUCGGGCGAUGGCACUGUGUGCACGGACAUUGACGAAUGCGCCGCUACGCCUUGCGCCCAGUUUGCUGACUGCGCCAACUUCCCCGGCACCUUCACUUGCACCUGCCAAAUCGGCUAUUUGGGCGAUGGCUUUACAUGCAUUGCCAACAACACUGCCUCGUUCGAUGUCGACUCGCGCUUUAUUCUCUUUGAAGAAGGCUCGAAUAGCACCAACACUACCCUCCAUUUGCGCGUGAGUGCCAACUCCAACCGUGAUGGCUCGUUGGUCUAUUUCGACGUCAUUCCGACCGACGCGCUCGCAGGCAUUGAUUACAUUGUCGAAACAGCCUCCCCGCUCGUCUUCAACAAUGGAGACACCGCCCACAACAUUUCCAUCACCAUCGUUGGCGACAACCUUCCUGAGAAUGUCGAAAGCAUUUUUGUUCGGCUGCGCGACCCCUUGCAUUUGGGCAUUGGUCCUUUCAACACGUCCACCAUUGUGAUUGAUGCCAACGACAACCCCAACGGUCUUGUUCGCUACGUCCCGGCUUCGCGUGCUUUUAGCGUCAACAUUACCGCUGGCAGCUAUCCCCUCGUUGUCGAGCGCUACUCGUACUCCAACCUGUCUCAGGCCGUCAAUGUGACCAUCUCCCGCACUGUUCCAGAUGUCAAGAACUUUACCUUGAUCAUCCCUGCAAACAAGUUGAACGCGACUAUCAACAUCCCCCUGCCACUGUCGACCGUGCCGUCGCUCGCUGCGCUCUAUACGUACACCAUUACUCAGGCCAAGAUGGUUGGAACUGGAUUUGCGCCUGUUCCUGGCUACUAUGCCACCUCGCUCGUCACCAUCAACCCCCAUGACGACCCCCACGGCGUCUAUGGCUUCGACUUCCUCACCCAGUCCGUCCAAGAGGGCACCGCCAUUCUCAUCAACCUGAGGCGUCAGCGUGGAACGUUUGGCAGCGGGGCUGUUCGCGUCCGCGCCAUUACGCUCAACUCCAACCAGACAAGCGGUGUCGCAAUCGCAUCGUCGACCGACUACGCUGCCCUCGACCAAGUCCUCGCUUUUGGAGAGGGUGAGAGUGUGAUUCAAAUCUCCAUCACCGCGGUUGCUGACGGCAUCCCCGAACUGGCUGAAAUGUUUGGCGUGCAACUCGAAUUUGUGUCGGGCUUGGGCCGCGUUGACCCGACCAAGGCACUGGUUCUCGUCACCAUUCCCGAGAACGACGAUGCUCGCGGCGUCUUGUCCGUCUCCCGCAUCUACACGUGCAGCGAAGAAUCACUCAUCGUCAACAGUGUCGCUCAGCCGAACAACACUGUGUUUGUGGAAGUUGUCCGCUCCGCAGGUCUGUUUGGCUCCAUCUCCUUCACCUGGUCGACACACGACGGCAAGUUCAACAAUGCCUCUUUGUUGCCCGAGAACUGGGCCAGCGCAGCCCAAAGGGACUAUGUCGCCGUGACGGGUCAAACCGUCACCAUCCCCGCGGGUAUCAGCAGCGUCCAGAUUGCUGUCACCCUGCUGAACGACAACGUUCCGGAAAUGGACGAAUUCCUGUACGUGCAGCUCGUCUCUGCCUCCGGUGGCGCGCGUGUGCACCCGAUCACCAAUUUCACCGACUUGUGCAUCAACCGCAACGACUACCCGCACGGCUUGCUCGGCUUCAACUCGCCCAGUGUCAUGACUCUUGGCCAGAAUGGAGAGCGCCGUUAUCUUGUCAAGGAAGGCGAAUUUGUCACUGCGACUGUCAACCGCUACUAUGGCAGCUUCCGCCGAGUCUCGGGCGUCGUCUCCAUCCUGCACAACACGACCACCUCCAACGACUUUGUCAGCGGCUCGCCCAGCAAGCCGGUGACGUUCGAAGCUGGCCAAACUGUGGCCAGCGUGUCGUGGCAGGUGAGGGACGAUCUGAUUGAUGAGGAUUGGGCUCUCUUUUCUCUCCAGCUGGUCGGCAACGGAAUCAGCUCGGGCCAAGAAGCCACGGCCGUACGGACUGACUCGCCCAUGGACGGCCAAGUGCUGUGUGUCAUUGAUGCCAAUGACGAUAUUGGCGCGCUCGGCUAUCUGAACCCCGACGUUUUUGUCCACGAAUCUGAGGGCGUUGCCACGCUGACCGUGUCGCGCGUUGCCAACAAUCCCAACAAUGUUGACUACGCAACCGACGCUGUCGAAUUCACUGCCACUGGUCAUGAUUUCGACGGAUCGAACGAAAACAACACCCAUACGCUCUCGAGCCUCGCUCAAACGCAAGAUUUCAGCAUCCGACUCGGUGAUGACACCCUCCCUGAAGCAAGCGAGGCGUUCUUUGUGUACUUGAGGAAUGUGACGGGAGCCCGCCUGUCUUGGGCGUCUGUGGCCACGGUGACGAUUCUUGCCAGUGAUGAUGGCCACGGUGUGAUUGAGUUUGCGCCGUCCCGCCAGGUCAACCCGCUGGUGUUUGCCGUGUCCGAGUCUGCUGGCUUCCUGCGUCUGACCCUCUGGCGCGAGAUUUCUCAGAUUGGCCGCGUUAACGCGACCUUUGUCCUGUCGACGAAUGUGACCUCCCACGCCGCGUUCGCUCCCUUGAUCUCCGUGUUUGUGCCCUCAACUCCUGUCAACUUGACGACCGAUGUGGAUGCCACGCCGUACGAGAUUGUUUUCGAAGACGGGCAAAACAGCACAGAGCUUGUGAUUCCGAUCGUGAACAACCAUGUGCUGCAAGGCUCCAAGUACAUGUACCUUCGCCUGGCCGAUGUUGGCGGCGGUGCGCGCUUUGGUGUCAGCCAGGCCAUUCUCAUUCUGAUCAAUGACGAUGAACGCGAGCCCGAUUCGUCGGAUGCUACAACGCUAGCUGUCGCGUCGGGCGUGCCUGCGUUUGUGCUCUUGCUCCUCUUGCUGUUGUUGAUUUUGCUUGUGCUUCGCCGCCGCAGGCGACAAAAGCAAGCCAAGCUGACCCCGCCCGACCGCCACCACGCGGCCGUGUCUGGCAUCGAGCUCAACCCACUGCAUGCGCUGCACGGCACUGGUUCCGGAUACGACCAUCUUCACGGACCAGGCACGACUUACGACUCGCUCCGCCCGGCUGGCGACGAAGGCAUCUAUGACGACCUCGGCGCUGUGGCCGUGGCUGCAGAUUACGACCGCCUCGGUGCGCCCGCCGCCGAUGACACGUACGACAACAUUCGCGCCAACCCGGUCUACAUUAACGACAAGUCUGACGAGAGUGGGUAUGAAGUCACCCGAACUGCCGCUGCAGCCAGCGACUCUGACGGCAUCUACGAUGGUCUCGGUGGUGGCGCUGGCGAAGAGUCGCCUUACUCUGUGGCCGCCAAGUACCAGGAGGCCUUUGGCCCUGGCCCGGAUGCGCCCCCGCAGUACGAAGACACCAAUGGUUUUGCCCAAACGGUUCAAUAUGGCGAUGCCAACACCAGCAACGGUGACUACGAAGAUACCAUGCCAGGAAGCUCCACGCAGUAUUCCUCCAUUGUCUCUGGUCCUCAGCAGUAAAUGCCCGGAAUUGGGAUCAUAACCAGCUCUCCCUUUCCCUUUUGUUAAUAUGUGUUGUUGUUGCGCGUGGCGCUCGUGAUGAGGAAGCCAGUCGAGCGUUGCUUUGUUUUGUUUGUUUGUUUAUUCGCUUGCUUUGCUCUUUCUCUCCACACCGCUUCGUAUCUGUUUGGGUUUUUUUUUCCUUGUUGUGCUCCUUGAUUGUCUGUGUCUGUGACUGUAUCUCUUUGUGUUUGUCUGUUGUUUUUCCCACCCGGACUCUUUGUGAGAAUUGUCAAUACAUUUUGUGAUACUACCCACA